Molecule: messenger RNA, 1209 nt
Organism: Camelina sativa (false flax)
Lineage: Eukaryota; Viridiplantae; Streptophyta; Magnoliopsida; Brassicales; Brassicaceae
Source: RefSeq, a predicted model, not a curated record
AUGCUGUCCGAUCUUCCGAGGGAUGUGGCAGAGGAUGUGCUCAAUAGGCUUCCAAUUACAUCUAUGAGAGCAGUGCGAUUCGUAUGCAAAAAUUGGAACGCUUUAUCCAAAGAUGAGAGUUUUACAAAGAAGCACCUUGCUCAGGCCAAAGCAGCAGCAGGAGCAAGGGAGUUUAUAACGGUUAUGGUGAUUAAUUAUCGGGUUUAUUUGAUGAGUGUCAACCUCCAUGGAAUCCACAACAACGUUGACCCAUCAAUAAACCAUCUAGGUAAACUCGUUAGCCUAACCGAUUCAGAUCGAGUCGAUAUAUCUGUUGUGUAUCACUGCGACGGUUUAUUGUUAUGCAUCACCAGAAACAUCCCUAGGUUCGUUGUUUGGAAUCCUUAUUGCGGCCAAACCCGGUGGUUCGAAACAAUACGCAGACCUAACCCUAGAUAUGCUAUAGGAUACGAGAAUAGCAAAUCAUGCCGCAGCUACAAAGUAUUGAGAUUCUGUGAACCUUCUCGCGGAUACGUUCGGUAUGAAUUGUACCACAUCAACUCUAAAUCACCUAGUGAUGUCAUGUCUAUCCCUAUUACUAUCUUUCCAGAUUGGGAUAUAGAGUUUUAUGCACGUGGCGUGUCUCUCAAGGGAAACACUUAUUGGUUUGCUCAAGAAAAUUGUGCAGGAGACGACGGAACAGAAAUAGGGUACCAAGAUUUUUUGAUCUGUUUUGAUUUUACAAAAGAGAGAUUUGGACGGCGUCUAAGUCUACCGUUUCACUCAAUUAUGGAAGAUACUGUGACUCUAUCUAGUGUUAGAGAUGAGCAACUUGCAGUCUUGUUUCAGGAAGAGGAUACGUUACAUUUGGAGAUAUGGAUUACGACUAAGAUUGAGCCUGAAGCAGUGUCAUGGGGCAAGAAGGUGUUCUUAGCGGUGAAUAUGAAACCACUCGAUGAUUAUGCAUUUGAUGUUACAUCAGGGAGUUUCUUUGUUGACGAGGAGAAGAAAGUUGCCGUAGUUUUUGAUAUUGACAGAGGUACGGGGAUGGUCACGGGGAUGGACUGCUUCGCUUAUAUCAUUGGAAAGGAUGGAUAUUUCAAAAAAGUGGAUCUCGGAGACCCUUCAGAAGAUUGUUCUUUCCCACUUAUGUGCUCUUAUGUUCCAAGUUUAGUGCAAAUUGAACGACCUACACGAAGUGGCAAAAGGAAAAGACAGGGAAAAAAAUAG